Messenger RNA from Wickerhamiella sorbophila, 1035 nucleotides. Its product is annotated as UDP-galactose transporter 1. Gene Ontology annotation, cellular component: endoplasmic reticulum membrane; Golgi membrane. NCBI's taxonomy places the organism in Eukaryota, Fungi, Ascomycota, Dipodascomycetes, Dipodascales, Trichomonascaceae. Bases 1 to 1035 code for a protein of 344 amino acids. Gene Ontology annotation, molecular function: UDP-glucose transmembrane transporter activity; UDP-galactose transmembrane transporter activity. Gene Ontology annotation, biological process: UDP-galactose transmembrane transport. The record is from RefSeq and is a predicted model, not a curated record. The transcript has a single exon.
AUGUCGGUGCGUCAGAGGAAGAAGAGCGGUAGUGAAAAAGAGGCCGAGACAGAGGGGCUGCAACCCGAGGACAGCAGUCCGGGGAUCCUUACGCUCAUGGUGUGUGUUGGUGGAAUUUAUGCCUCGUUCCUCACAUGGGCAGUGCUCCAAGAGCGCAUUGCAACUACCUCGUACGGGCUCGAUAACCGAGUAUUUCGGGCAGCCCAUGUUAUCAAUGGCACGCAAAACUUGCUAGCAUGUGUGUCGGGUAUUCUGUUCUUGUCCUACAAGCGAUGGACCGGAGACAAGCGUGCAGCUGCACCGCUGAUCCCCUCACGCGAGGUUGCCUCAAAGUACCUGUUGGUAGCUGCCUGCCAGGCCCUUUCUAGUCCGUUCGCAUACGCCAGUCUCAAGUAUGUCGAUUACCUGACAAUGUUGCUAGCCAAGUCCUGCAAGUUGCUUCCUGUCAUGGCUGUCUCUUUACUGCUCUACCGAACCCACUAUCCUGCCUACAAGUACGCAGUUGUACUGUUGAUCACGGCCGGAGUGUGUCUGUUUAGUGUCAUGCAGCCCAGCUCGAAGCAAAGCACUUCCUCCGAAAUCCGGGGUAUUGCUCUGCUUGGGGCCAACCUGUUCCUGGACGGCCUCUACAAUACCACCCAGGAUCGCAUGUUUGCCAAAUACAAAAUGAUCACUGGUGCUCACAUGAUGGCCGUGCUCAACUUCAUCACAACUGUACUUACUUUCGGUGCGUUCCUAAUAUCACCAGAGCAAAAAUCAGAACUGCAUUGGUUUGUGAAAAACCACCCAGCUGUCUUGCGCGACAUCUUCUUGUUUGGACUCUGUGGAGCCAUUGGCCAAAUCUUCAUUUUUUUGACCCUGGAAAAGUUUGGCUCGUUGGUUCUUGUCACCACCACGGUGACCCGCAAAAUGAUGAGCAUGCUCCUGUCAGUGGUAAUGUUCAACCAUCGCCUAGUCGGCCUUCAAUGGGUCGGAGUUGGACUUGUGUUUACCGGAGUUAUCGGCGAAGCACUUUGGAAGCGGCUGGUCCGCUAG